UUAUAAAAACAUUAAUAUUCAUGGGAAAAAACAUGUAGAACAGAAAGGGAAGUGGUGGUUGAUUAUGGUGGAGCAUGUUUAGAAGCAUGUGUGUCCUCUAUUUGAGUCAAUGGUAUGAUUUGUAACAGAAAAUGUUGACAAGAAAGAAGAGAAUUAGAUAAAAACAGAUAGGAUGGGAAGAAAAGGGUUUGUUGAAACCUUCCCUACCAUUGUGGUCAUCUUGAAUAAUCACAUCCCAGCACCUUAUCAUCACCAAUUCACGCUAGAUGAAUCAUGAAAGCUGACAAAUAGAAUAGAACCUGCAUCAAUAGUGUUUUUCUGACUUUGCUUUAAUAAAAUAAAAUCUAACAAAAAAGAGUUUCAGUACUCUUUUAAAAGGGCUUCUCUUCCAUUCUACCUUGUGCCACAAUCUAUAUUCACUACUUAAAAUGGCCAACUUUGUCACCUUGUUUAUUCUAUGGUUGAGUGUGAUAUGUACUACUUACAAUGUCAAACUUAUGGCACAUUAUGCAAGGGGAGAAUCAACAAGGUUCUAUGAUUUCAAGGUUCAAACUAAAAGAGUUACAAAACUUUGCAACUCAAAAGACAUUGUCACGGUCAAUGGUAUGUAUCCAGGACCUGUUGUUUACGCGCAAGAAGAUGACAGAAUCAUAGUCAAGGUUACCAAUAAGACACCUUUCAAUGUUACAAUUCACUGGCAUGGUAUCCGGCAGCGGCUAUCAUGCUGGUAUGAUGGACCAUCCUUUAUUACACAAUGUCCAAUUCAAGCAGGCCAGAGUUUCACCUAUAACUUUACAGUGGUGAAUCAAAAGGGCACUUUCUUUUGGCAUGCUCAUGUUUCUUGGCUGAGAGGAACGGUUCAUGGAGCUAUGAUUGUUUAUCCAAAGAAUAGGGUACCUUUCCCAUUUAAGGCUCCUUAUCAAGAGCAACUAAUUAUACUAGGGGAAUAUUGGCUGCAGGAUCUUCAACAAAUUGAGCAUGCCACUCUAGUUAAUGGAGGAGCUCCACCUCCAGCAGAUGCAUAUACCAUUAACAGUCACCCAGGCCCUAACUACAACUGCUCAAUUAAUGAUGUGUACCAACUUAACGUGAUUCCGGGAAGGACCUACUUGUUAAGACUAAUAAAUGCAGGUUUAAACACGGAGAACUUCUUUUCCAUUGCUAAUCACAACUUAACAAUCGUGGAAGCUGAUGGUGAAUACACGAAGCCAUUCACGACAGACACAGUGAUGCUGGGACCAGGUCAAACACUGAAUGUCCUAGUUUCAGCUGAUCGACCAGUAGGAAAAUACUCCAUAGCUGUUGCACCUUACAAGUCUGGCAGGAUUGUCAAAUAUCAAAAUGUUUCAGCCAUAGCCUACUUCAAUUAUAUAGGGGCAGAAUCUAACAGUUCGUAUUUACCAGCUAAAUUACCUAAACCUGAUGAUAAGCUGGCUGUUAAGACAGUCAUGGACGGAUUAAGGAGCCUAAAUCAAGUGAGUGUUUUCAAAGAAAUUGAUAAAAAUAUAUUCAUCACCAUUGGAUUGAAUGUUAAAAAAUGCCACUCAAAGACACCCAAACAAAACUGUCAAGCCAUGAAUAAUGGGGUGCUGACAGCUUCAAUGAACAAUAUAAGUUUCGUUCAUCCCCAUAUUUCAAUCCUAGAAGCUUAUUAUAAGAAAAUAAAUGGAUUGUACACUGAAGAUUUUCCUGACGCACCCUCUAAGUUCUACGACUUCGUUAAUGGUGCUCCUAACAACAUUCCAUAUGACACGGAGUCAUUGAAUGGAACUAGAACUAAGGUCCUUGAAUAUGGUACCAAGGUGCAACUCAUUUUGCAGAACACAGGAACAGUCAACAUUGAAAAUCACCCAAUUCACAUCCAUGGCUACAGCUUUUACGUUGUAGGAUAUGGCACAGGAAACUAUAAUCCACUAACUGCACAAUUCAAUUUGGUGGAUCCCCCAUAUAUGAAUACAAUUGGAGUUCCGGUCGGUGGAUGGGCAGCUGUCCGUUUUGUGGCUGAUAAUCCAGGUGUGUGGUACAUGCACUGCCACAUAGAUAUACACCAAUCAUGGGGACUAGGAAUGGUAUUUAUAGUGAAGAAUGGAAAAGGAGAUCUGGAGUCUUUACCACAUCCCCCACCAGAUCUGCCAACAUGUUAAGGACUACCAACAGAUCAAAACAAAUAGUGCUAACAGAUAAUUCUGUGACCUUUUUUCCAAGUUCGAGUGUUAUUUAGCUCCGAGUUUGUAAUUGUAUAAUGUGGCACUAGUGCAAUUCUUUUAAAAGAAAAACUUAUGGAUGUAAAGAAGCAAAAUGAAUAGAUGAAUGUGAAUCUCUUUUA
Molecule: messenger RNA, 2326 nt
Organism: Medicago truncatula (barrel medic)
Lineage: Eukaryota; Viridiplantae; Streptophyta; Magnoliopsida; Fabales; Fabaceae
Product: laccase-6
Exons: 6
Coding region: 429-2144 (571 amino acids)
Biological process (GO): lignin catabolic process
Cellular component (GO): apoplast
Molecular function (GO): hydroquinone:oxygen oxidoreductase activity; copper ion binding
Source: RefSeq, a predicted model, not a curated record